UCAUCCCAUCGACUUCCAUAAUUGCCUGGCUAAAAAGAUUUGGGGACGGCUGUUGAAAAAGACCCUGCAAUGAAAAGAUUCAUUAUUUGUAAGCAUUGAACCUCUCUAAUCAGUAGUUUAAUACCCACAACCCUUUCUUGUUACUAUCUCAUCCUCCUCUCAUGGAGCCGUUCCUCCAGAUCUUGUUAAUUCUGAUUUCUAGCCUCCUUGCCCUUUUCAUCAGUGUCUACUUUCACCGUUUAAAGAGACCAACAAGUAGCUACUGUGCACCCCAAGCAGGCGGUGCUUGGCCGAUCAUUGGUCACAUGCACCUGUUUGGUGGCGGCCAACUGACCCACAAAACGCUGGGCACCAUGGCUGAUAAAUAUGGACCUGCUUUCACUAUUAAACUAGGCUCCCACAGUGCCUUGGUUUUGAGUAAUUGGGAAAUAGCCAAAGAGUGUUUCACUGUACAUGACAGAAAUUUCUCCACAAGGCCAAGUAUUGCAGCCUCAAAGCUACUUGGCUAUGACUUUGCCAUGUUUGGAUUUGCUCCCUAUGGCUCUUACUGGCGUCAGAUGCGCAAGAUUGCUACGAUCGAGCUUCUAUCGAGCCACCGGAUCGAUAUGCUCAGGCACAUACGAGCUGCGGAGGUGAAAACAGCCAUAGGAGAACUGUACAAAUUAGGGGUGAGAAAAGGCAGUGCCGAUGGUGGAAUUACAGUGGAUAUGAAACAGUGGUUUGGAGACUUGACGCACAAUAUUGUUUUGAGAAUGAUUGGAGGAAGAAGAUACUUCGGAGCCAACGCUGAUUGUGAAGAAGACGAGGCACGGCGGUGGCAGCAAGUAAUGAGAAAUUUUGUUUUUCUGUUUGGUGUGUUCAUCUUGUCUGAUGCGAUACCAUUUCUCGGAUGGUGGGACUUUAAUGGCUACGAGAGAAUGAUGAAGCAAACAGCAAAGGAAUUGGACACUCUCAUUGGAGGUUGGCUCGAGGAGCAUAAAAAGAAGAGAUUGUUGUCUGCAGAGAAAAAGGAAGAAAGGGAUUUCAUGGAUGUUAUGCUAAAUGUCCUGGAAGAUGCCAAUAAUUCUGGUUUUGAUGCUGACACUAUUAACAAGGCCACCUGCCUGAAUUUACUGGCAGCAGGAAGUGACACCACCAUGGUGACGCUGACAUGGGCUCUAUCUUUGUUGCUGAACAAUCCUGAUAAGUUAAAGAAGGCUAAAGAUGAGCUGCACAUCCACAUUAGUCAGGACAGGAAUGUUGACGAAUCUGAUCUGAAAAAUCUGGUCUACCUGCAAGCCAUUGUCAAGGAAACGCUGCGCUUGUACCCAGCAAGUCCAGUCAUUGGCCUUCGAGCUGCAAUUGAGGAUUGCACCCUCUCGACCAGCUACCGCAUUCCUGCUGGUACCCGCUUGAUGGUGAAUGCCUGGAAGAUUCACCGCGACAAACGGGUAUGGCCAGAUCCAGAAAAGUUCCAGCCGGAGAGAUUUCUUACUAGUCAUAAGAAUACGGAUUUGAAGGGCCAGAAUUUUGAACUCAUCCCAUUUGGGUCCGGAAGAAGGGCAUGCCCUGGAAUCUCACUGGCCCUGCAAGUAGUACAAUAUAGCCUUGCUAGCAUUUUGCAUAGUUUUGAAGUUGGGAAGGUGUCAAGUGAAGAUGUGGAUAUGACUGAGAGUAGUGGCUUGACUAAUUUAAAAGCAACUCCGCUUGAAGUUCUUCUCAUCCCGUGCCUUAAUUAUGAACUUUAUGAUCAUUGAGCUGCUGGUAUUUUGGUUUGUAAAUAAAUAAGACCCAGGCUUACCAUGAGAUGGUUGUUUUCUUAGGACUGCAUUGAGGCUCAUAAUCUACAGAUGUAAUUGAAUUGAAUUAUUCAUAAGUUUACAGUUUGAUUCAAAUAAAAUAAACGAAGAUUGUGAUGAA
This is a messenger RNA of Mangifera indica (mango), 1899 nucleotides long. RefSeq names its product cytochrome P450 CYP82D47-like. The coding region runs from base 162 to 1736 and encodes 524 amino acids. Gene Ontology annotation, biological process: defense response to other organism. The record is from RefSeq and is a predicted model, not a curated record. Gene Ontology annotation, molecular function: oxidoreductase activity, acting on paired donors, with incorporation or reduction of molecular oxygen; monooxygenase activity; iron ion binding. The transcript is spliced from 2 exons. NCBI's taxonomy places the organism in Eukaryota, Viridiplantae, Streptophyta, Magnoliopsida, Sapindales, Anacardiaceae.